AUGGGGGUUCAGGACCUCCUCGGGGUUCCCACCGGCGUCCUCCUCAUGCCUCGGGGUGGCCCCGGCGAGCGGCGCCGCCGCAGGGAGGAUGCCGGGCGGCGGCGGGCGCUUCCAUGCCGGCGCCCAGGGAUGCUCCGGCGGGGCCUCCCGCCCCCGAAGGCGGCCAAGCCCCGAGGAGUUGGAAAAGGGGUCCCCUUCGCCUCCUCGGGCGCCGCCGUCCCAGAGCCGCUCACCCUCGGCGCCGCCGGGGAAAGCAGGGUCUCCUCGGAAGUCGGCGGCCACCGGGGAGGGCGGUCUCCCGCCGGGAAGCCGGGGAGCCCGGGAGCCGGAGAGGCGGCGGCAGGUUUCGGGCGCCCGCGCCUCCCGACGCGGCCCCGGCUCCGGGGAGAGCUCGACGCUGCCCGCCGGCCGGCCGGCGCGAAGGGCAUCCGCGCCCCGAGCCCCAGCGCCUCCCGGCCGCCGCCGCCGCCGCCGCGUAGCCGCUGUCGCCGCCGCGCGGCUCUGUCAGGAGCGGAACUUCCUCCUCGGGCGGCCACUGAGGAGCCCGGGCGUGAGCGCGGGGAGGGAGGGAGCGCGGGCCGCCCGCCGGCUCCUCCUCCUCCUCCUCCUCUUCCUCCCGGCUGCCGGCGGAGCUAA
Pipistrellus nathusii (Nathusius's pipistrelle) is the source of this 636-nucleotide messenger RNA. NCBI's taxonomy places the organism in Eukaryota, Metazoa, Chordata, Mammalia, Chiroptera, Vespertilionidae. The record is from the annotation of a GenBank genome assembly.